GGGCCCUACAGUCAUUUUUUAGUCGAAAAGCCACCUUAAGUGUUGUUUACAUAUUUUUGUUAUUGUCACUACUUGACAUGCGCAUCACAGCAUGCAUGCUUCUUCCGGUGUGUGGAAGUACUCGUACUCAUGGAUACUGCAUGUAAGAUACAGCCAAACGAAUCUCCGUGGAGUCCCCUACUUAAGGUGGCUUUUCGACCAAAAAAUGACUGUAGGGCCCCUUUAAAGAUAAUACGAAUUGCGCGUUCAUUGACUUUCUCCAACUUGUCGGAGGAUGACUUAUUGCAGAAAUGCCAGCUUUCAGAACAACAAUUAAAAUGUGGAACGAUGAAGGAAGUGUAAAUACUUAAUCUCGUUUCAAAUGGAAGCAUGUUCCUCAUACGUUUUAGCACGGCAACUUGUUGCGAAAGUUUACGACAAACUUUGUUUACAUGCAUGCCAAAUUUCAGUUUUUUUGUCAACCGUUACCCCAAGACUGCCAAGUAGCUCUAAAACAUCACUGUUUGUGAUGACUGUGUUUUCGCAGGAAAAUUCAGGUUUAAUCUCACAUUUUCCCUGCAAUGGCUUGAUAUUUUGUGUAAUUUCUUCUCAUUCCAUUUUCUGCGUACCAUUUGUCGAAGUUGGCCAAGUCAGAAUUUAUAGUUUCAUGAACUUUCACUGGAUCUUGGUCUGCGUGAAAGAUUUGCGUAUCGUCCGCAUACACUAUAUGGUGAUGUUGGUAGCAAUGACAAUGCCUAUCAUAUUCAUGUUUGUAUAGGUUACUAAAGAGGGAAUUUCGAUAUUUGUUGAAUGCGGUAAGUUGUUUAAAUGGUCUGUAAAUCACCAUAAAGACAUCAUUUAUAACACUUGAGAGUUUUGGAGACACAAGAUUCUUACGUCCCCAGCUGGAAAUCCCUGUAAUUUUAUUUUAUUCCCGCAGGAAACUGCACUUUUUUCUCAUUAUUAUUAAAAACUUAUUUACAAACAAUAUAACCCUUCAACUUAAUUGCUGCUUUUAAAGGGAUUGCUCAAAAGAAAAACAGAACAUUUACAAAACUGCAACAUCUGUAAAAUGAUUCUGUAUGAAUUUUGGAUUUUAGACUUUGCUUGCAUAGUAUGUUGGACGCUAAAAUAUGUUCGUUUUCCAAAAAAAAUUAUAUACUAAAAUGCGUAAAUUCUUCCGUACUUUUUACAUAAAUGGCAUGUGAUAAAAACCAAACAUACUUGCAGCUUCGGUGAGUCUGGGAUUGGACGAGCCUCGAGCGGCUGGAAAUUUCCUGGACCCUCGCGAAAUUUCCAGCCACCCUCGAUGCGUCCAAUCCCAGACUCACCUCCCUGCAAGUAUAUUUUUGUUAUAAAAUCAAACUUUACUUUUGUGUCCGAGGUGUUUACGAAUCGGGUUGGUAGCGUAAUAAUACUACUAAUUUUUAAAAUUUGUAACAUUAUAAACCUCAAAUUCAAAGCUAAGUUUGUGCCAUGUGAGCAUCAUAUUUAUCAUCAUGUCUAGCCUUACAUCAUUGUAUUUGACGUUGCUUUUAAUUUCAAUCAUAUCACACGGGAUGAUAUAAUUUGCGUAAGCCACGCGCUGCAAUCGCGCAAACAAGAUAUACUGAGGAACUUUGAAAUAAAUAUAACUGGAACGCUACCUUCAGAUAAAUUGUAUGCCUUAAUUUUCCUUGAAGAUGCUAGGACAAGCUUCUAUGAAACAUGCCUGUGAGUUUAAAGAAGCGUGGCAUAGUAUAGAUAAACUAACAUUUAACCGCCAUAUUGACAUUCCUGUAAUAUACUUACAACUAAAACACUCACACAAAAGACCUGUUUCUCCUUCAUUAACAAUAGAGAGUUUAAAUUCGACUUCCGAUACCAAUACCGAUACUAGGUGUGAAGCAGUAAAGACAAUUCGGCAGUUCAUAACCUUUAGGGUAUUUUCCCAGCUUUAUAGAACUUUGGAGAUUUUAUUUUUAUAUAUAGAUUAAAUUUUAUGUACUAUUUAAAACAUGAGCAGCAGUGUUUUAUCAGAUAUAAAGAUACGAGGCAGAUGCGUAGCAAGCAUCUAAAAGUUGGGGGGCCAAGGCUUUGAGGGGCACUUUUCAAAUGAAAAGGACACCUAAAAUUUUUUCCCCGGAAAUGUUGGGGAAUGGGGGGGACGUCAUCUCAAAAAAUUCUCCAAACAUAGAUAUCAUAUUUUUUCACGAAAAUGACGAAACUUUUCCUGAUAUAACAUAAUUUUAGCCAAAAUAACAAAAUUUUUCAGGACAUAAAAAAACAAAUGCAUCAUAAAUCAAAGACCUUUUGGGCAAAAAAUGCAAUCUGAACGACAUUUUUCACCGAGGUGAAGGGCACUUUGCUCCCGGAAAAAGGACACUUUUGAAAACUUGGGGGUGCCUGCUCCCCUCCCCCCCCCGGUACCUACGCCCCUGAUACAAGGCGAAGCCGAGUAUCUUUAGGUCUGAUAAUACACGCACUGCGAAUAUUUUAAAAAUGAUCGAGUAAUUUUAAAAAAAUACGUUAUAUAAAUCGAGAAAGUCUUGUGUAAAUCAAGGAAAAUCUCUACCACAUAUAAAGAUACGACACGCUUAUGAUUUUUCUUUGUGUUUUCCUCAUGAAUUAUUGAUGAGGUUUUGAAUUUACUAGUAAAGAAUAUGUGCAUGAAAUACCUUCCAGCUUGACUGUUCAUUUAUUUGACGGUCCUUGAAUAUUCUUGCACUAGUUCAACAGAUCGUACCCAUUCAGCCUCUCUAUUCACAGUUUGUUUGUGCACCUUGAUACACUGAGUGCAUACGGCUGAAAUAUUUAUAAAUUAAGAGAGGAUCAAAUCAGAUACUUUGGCAACGCACAAUUAUAUAAUGUUGCCAAAUUUAAGCAAAACUAUAAACAUAACGAUUCAUAAAACUAUAAACAUAACAUUACAAACGCAAAAAACUAUAAACAUAACAUUACGAAGAGUUAUCAGGGAUUAUUUAGGAAUAGCUCGGGAAUUACAAAGAUAAGUUUUAAAUGGGCCGAAAACCCCAUAUGUAAACCAGGAGUUAAAUAUAGCACACAUACAUGGCAUUAUUUCUUCUCAGUGGCUCGUUUGCAGACAAAUUUUUUUUAGUUAUGACAAUAGGAGCCUUGCUUUUUAUUUAUUUAAUCCAUUAGAUCCACAUAGGUGCCACUUUGGAAAAAUGGCACUUCAGUUUUGAGUAAUUUUUAAUAUCUGCCCGCCAUCUUGAAAUCGUCGUCUCUUGGGAACUUUCAAAAAUAUCUAAAACGUAAAACACCGUCAGAAAUGUAGAGUGCCCAUCUAUGCUGCAAUAAGAAAAAAUCAUUGCGAACUCACGACUCCUGAAAUAGCAGACUCAGAAACUAACAACAAAUCAAUCUUGACUGAUAAUUUAAAACAGUUAAGGGAUGCUAAUCAUAAGAAAUGUUUAAUAGCUAGCUUAAAUGUAAACAGUCUACCGAACAAAUUUGUCGAAAUCAAAGAGUGGCUACGCUGUGGUGUUUUCGAUAUUCUCUCAAUUCAAGAAACAAAAAUUGAUAAAACCUUCCCAAAUUCUCAAUUUUACGUCGAAGGAUUUAAAUAUUUUCGUAGGGAUCGAAAGAAAGGCGGAGGCGGCAUUAUUGUCUACAUAAAAGAAAACAUUAUUGCACAAAAAAGAAAAUUGCAUGCAAACAGCUCGAGACCAUUCUACUUCAAUUACGCAUCGGACAGCGACAAUUUGCAUUAAUCAGCGCAUAUAAACCACCCUCGGUAGACAAUAACGCGUUCACCACUGAAUUAUCAAUGGUAUUAGACGAAGCGUUUCUAUUAAGCGAAAACAUUGUUUGCACUGGAGACUUGAAUUCUGAUUUAUUGCAGCCUCUGUCCAACAAUAAACAAGGGAAAUGCUUGCUGGAUAUUUGCGACAUUUACGAUUUAGAUUCUCUUAUUAAUAAACCAACGCGAGUAUCAGAAAAUCGAUCGUCUUGCCUUGACGUUAUUUUAACAAACGUGCCAGCAUUUAUGGGAGACUCUGAUGUUGUAGAAACAGGACUCAGCAAUCAUUACUUGGUAUAUACAGUUCUAAACAUAAAGCCUAUGCGACCUAAAUCAGAGCCCCUCAUUAAACGCUCGCUUAAAAAUUUCAAUCAGAAGGCGUUCCUUGAGGAUCUCAGUAAAGUACCAUUCACUACUGCUUACAUAUUUGACGACUCAGACGACGUUUAUUGGUGCUGGGAAACACUCUAUAAUCAGGUGCUUGAUGAUCAUGCUCCAAUAAGAAAGUUUUAUCGCCGGCCACGAAUAGCAUCAAAGUUUAUCACUGCAGAAACCCGAAAUGCCAUGAAAGAAAGGGACCGUUUAAAGAAAAAGUAUUAUAAAUCUAGAAACCCUACAGAUUGGGAGCAAUACCGCCAGAUCAGAAAUAAGGUAGUCAGCAUGCGAAGGAAAUCGGUCCAAGAGCAUUUCAGGAAACUCUGCGUAGACAAACACGGAAAUCAGAAAAAGUUCUGGAGCACUAUAAAACCGUACAUUAAUUCAAGGAAAAUUAAAAGCAAUAGUCGUAUUGUUAUUAAAGACAAUGAAAAGAUUAUUACUGACACGAAAGAAGUGGUGGAGACAUUGAAUAAAUAUUUUUCGAGCGAUGCUUAUGUUCCAGACUCCGAUCAUGCAAAUAGACCUAUGCCAGACUUAAAUCACAUAGCUGAAAACGUUGUAAAUGUGCCAACAUUAUCACUGAAGGAAACUAAUUACGUAGAAGUUAGAGAGAUACUAGAAGAUGUUAAAAUAAAUAAAGCUACAGGAUACGACCUUAUCCCGCCUCGACUGGUGAAAGAGUCAGCUGAAGUGCUUUGCUAUCCCCUGAGCACAUUAAUUAACUAUAUUCUGGGCAAUGGAAAAAUCCUUCAGCAAUGGAAAUCCGGCGAAAUAACACCUGUAUAUAAGAAAGAAUGUGAACUGAGCAAAAUUAACUAUAGACCUUUAACGAUUUUGCCUUCCCUCUCUAAGGUAUUUGAGAAGAUAGUAGAGCUGAGAAUGAGCCCUCAUUUUGAGAAAAUAUACCACAAAUACGUUUUUGCGUAUAGAAAACAUCACGGAUGUGAUACAGCUAUUCUAUCCUUGACAGAAGAAUGGAAGAAGGAACUCGACAAUCACAAGGUGAUUGGUCUUGUGGCGAUGGAUCUUUCAAAAGCUUUUGACACACUGCCACACGACUUAACUGUCCAGAAGUUGAAACAAUACGGCGCUGACCAAAAAACAACGACGCUAAUCACGGACUAUCUCUCUAACCGACGUCAAAGGGUCAAGCUCGGAAGUAACUACUCUUCAUGGGAGAACAUUUCUGCAGGAAUACCUCAAGGCUCCAUCCUUGGCCCACUGCUUUUCAAUAUUUUUAUGAAUGACCUUGCAUAUGUUAUCAAACACAGCAAAUUAUCAGCUUACGCAGACGACACACAGAUCUCCUAUGCAGAUAAAGACCCUGCAAAAGUGGAAGAAGUCAUUAACUCUGAUUUAGCCAAAGUUGACCAGUGGUAUAAAGAAAAUAGAAUGCAAAGAAAUCUCUCCAAGUACCAAGCAAUCGUAAUGGGAAAACCAAAAGCCAAUCUUGAAUUUCGCUGUGAAAACACAACCAUUCCCAACUGCGAGGAAAUGGAACUUCUUGGGGUCACUAUGGAUAACAAGCUGAAAUUUGAAAAACAUGUAGCAAAAAUAUGCCGGAAAGUGUCUCAACAAACUGCAGUUUUAAAGCGUAUGAGAAAUAUACUCCCAUUCGAAAUAAGAUCUAACAUUUAUACGUGCUUUAUCGCACCGCAUUUCAGGUACUGUUCUGAAACCUGGCAUUUUUGUAACAAGAUCACAGCUGACAAGUUGGAGAAAGUGCACGAACGUGCGAUCUGCUUUGUUUUCAAGGACAGGUACGCACCCUACGAGGAACUUCUCGCAAAAUUGGGACUCUCAACUUUGAGGCACGAACGAAUUAAAAAAAAUAUUUGUAAUGUGUAUAGAUCAUUAAAUCACAGCAACUAUCCAAGCUUAAAGGAAUUACUAAAUCUAAGGCAAAGCAAAUAUUCAUUGAGAGGAAAACAUAUUCUUCAAAUUCCAAAGGUGAAUACCACAACUUAUGGGCUGAAAUCCUGGCGAUACCAGGCAGCAAAACUAUGGAAUUCGCUUCCUGACACUUAAUGACAUUAGAAUCUUAGACAAUCUACAGUAACUUAACGUAUUUUCACUUAGUUAGAUCAAAUUAAUUUAAUAACUACAAAUCUAAUUUAGUCUUCUUUUUACUAUAGUCUUAUAAACAAUUAAUAUUAUCAUGGCAAUACCUGUAAAUUAGCUUUUUCUGUAGCUAAGUGUAUUUGAUCACGUUAAAUAAAUGUUAUUGUAUUGUAUUGUAUUGUGGAAAAAUUUUUUAAUGUCUUUCGGCAAAAAUUCCUUUCAUUUGUUUUGAAGUUAUUCGCUUAAGUGUAGUUCACAACAAAAUUAAAUAUUAAGGCAAACUAAUUUUUGAAUCCGAAUAUGAACAGGCGGAUUCAGCCUCUUAAUCAGGUCACAUUCAAGAUCACACCUCAUGAUAUUGCCCAAAAAGCAUCUCUGGAAAUAUGAUUUAUCAGGUAGUAUUUUACAACUCAAAGGGCACUUAUGCCCCCCUUGCCCCUCCUACUGCUCCUAGCAAAAGGCAAGAGGGGCAGCUGCCCCUCCCAGUUCCGGCGUCCCUGCAUUUAAAUUACAAUCCAGAGAACAAAAUAAUUUGUAGUAUUAUUCAAUUGUAGCCUUAGUAUAAGAGCACGCAUCCAAGACGUGUACCAAGUUGCGCUGAAGAGUGACGAGGUGUAGAAUGCCGAAACAUGAAUGCCUGCAGAGUGUACUAAUUUUCAUCUAUUUUUUAUAAUAUUAUUGAAGAUACAUGCCGAAUACCAGCCCAUAAUAGCAAUACGUCACACGUGACUGGGCCGAAACAUUUGCCGACGGAUAUAAGCAGUGUAAUAACAAUAUGGCUAAUCCUGCAAGCCGUGGUGAGUAGAUAUUAUUUUGUACCUUUUUGUCUGGAAAUAAACUAUUGUGGAUGGCAUAUCAGUUAUAAACUCAAAUCCAAUAAGGAUCAAAUAGCAUCCCUUAUUGAUCCAUUGUUACUACAGGACGAAACCUAAAAUAAACUAACUUUAUUUAUAUUAGGCAGUUCUAUCAGUUCUAAACUGUUCUUCAUACAGGUCCACUAAAGAUCAUCUCUUAUUGUUCCAGUGUUACUACAGGGUGAAACCUAACCAAACUAACUUUAUUUCUACUGGAUAGCUCUAUCAGUUGUGUAAACUGUUCUUCCUAGAGGUCCAGUAAGGAUCAUCGAUCUCUGAUUGAUCCAGUGUUACUACAGGAGCAGAUCUAAACUAGACUAACUUUAUUUAUAUUGGACAGGUCUAUUAUAGUUCUAAGCUGUUCUCCCUAGAGGUAAGGGCAGUAAAUACAGGAUAUUUUCACCACGGGGACAGUAUAUAACGCCUAUAUGCCGAAAUAAGUCCCAAAUAUCCACAGAAUAAUUAGUAAUGACAUUGUAAAAAUCUAGUUUUCUGUAUAGUGUGUGUGUAUGUAUUUGUGGGAGUGCCGCCCCCCCCCCAGUUUGUAUAAGUCAUCUCUUAUUGAUCUCUUUCCAAUUUAUCAACGAUAUUUAUGUUGUUUCAGCGUGCGAUAAUGGUGUUCAGAUUAUCAUUAUAUUAAAUGAUGUCAUAUGCGGGACCACUCUUGAAGAACUUAUUCAAUUGGUAAGAUUGUUUCUCCCGUUCAAUUUGUAGUUUGUUUUCCAUCGCCUUUCAUAUGUAUUAAUAUUUACGUGGUGUAUUUUAGAUUGAUCAUAACCGAAGCGAUGUAAAUUUUGUUCGAAUAAUAAGGUAUUUAUUAACUAGACCCUAUACUAGUAGUCUACAGUUUUCAGAACUGAUUAUUGACUUUACUAUGUUGUUAUAAGUUUCACUAAGCGCACUACGAGGACAAUGACUAAACAGGUUACUACAAAGGGUUUCUCGAGAAUAAUGCAAUAACUAUAUAUGUUCCAGAUUCUUACACAGAUAGCUAUUAUAUAGUAUAAGCAUAGUUUAAUUCAAGAUGUGAAUUUUGGUGUCAAAAACUCAAAACCCAUCUCUUAUGGAUUAAAUUUUAAAUGCCAUUAAAACUCGAUAACUUGGAAAAGGUAUAGAUUGCAAAGAAAUUUUACUACGACACUUGUACGUUCAUGUAAAGCAAAAUACUUCGAAAAGUUAAAUACGAAAUUACAAGACCCCAAAUUAGGUACAAAGAAUUGGUGGGACAUAGUCAAAUCAUUAUACGGAAGUAAUAUACAUCAAUCAAUACCGCCACUAUUUGAUGGUGAUCGCAUAAUAACUGAUGCAAAAGAAAAAGCCACAAUUUUUAAUCAGUACUUUAUUACUCAAUGUAAAGUGGAUAACAAUGAUGCCCCGAUACCUAACAUAAUUGAUUUUCAAAAUUCAAAGGUUUAUUUCACAUCUAUCCACAACUGAGUUUGAAGUAAAAAAUUUAUUAAGUAUAAUUGAUGUUUCCAAGGCUUGUGGUGUCGAUGGUAUGGGUAACUUUUUAAUUGAAACUUGUGCUCAUGGUAUUGCGAGUUCUUUUUCACGAUUUAUUAAUAUUUCUUUUUCCAAUUUUUCCGUCUGCAUGGAGGAAAGCAAAUGUUAUACCUAUUUUCAAAAAGGAUGAUCGACAGUCUAAGGAGAACUAUCAUCCUGUUUCGUUAGUGAUAUCUAUUUCAAAAAUUUGUGAAAAAAUCUUAUUUAUUCGGCUUUAUAAUUUUUUAUUGGAAAUUUAUUUCCUUAACCCCUUUCGAUCAGGUUUCCGACCUGGCGACUCUACAGUCUACAGUAAAUCAACUUGUUUUUAUUAUUAAUGAAGCCUUAGAGCAAGGUAAGGAUCUCUGGGAGUAAGAGAUCCCUUACUUAAAUGGAUAACGAGUUACUUAUCUGAUAGGAUGCAGCAUGUAUUAAUAGAUGGUCAGUAAUCUAAUUGGGACCGAGUUCCCCAGGGUUCUGUUUUGGGCCCUCUGCUUUUUUAAUUUACAUAAAUGAUAUCACUUGCAACCUUCAGAGCUAUGGUUUUUCUUUAUGCUGACGACACUUUGCCGCUUGAAGUAGUUGAUGAUCCAACUUUUUCUGCUGUUAGUCUUAAUAAUGAUCAUGUAUUUUUCUGUUUAUUAUAUAAAGGACAGUCUUUGAAAAGCGAUAACUUUUACAGAAAAGCGAUAACUUUUACAGAAAAGCGAUAAUUGAAAAGCGAUAAUUUUCACAUGUGAGAUUAUCAUGAAUAAUUUCACAUGUGACUGUGAGAUCAUCAUUUUUAUCAGUGCUCGAAAUCUCUAUAAAACACUAUACAUUACAAUAAAAAUUCAUAAAUUUGAACCACGCUAGAGCAUGACAACAGCAAAAUGCUGGACAAUAUUUUGGGAGGUGAAAUACAAGAACAAUAAAUCAGAGAGUGUUUACUUGAAACUCACUGGGGGGCGGGGGCAACACCCCUGAUAAUUGUUCAUGAGGAAUUUCAGGUAGAUUUCCAGUGCACUUUUAGGUAAAUUUAAGUAGAUUUGCAUAAGAAUUUCAGGGGAAUUCAGGUAAUUCUCAGGAAAUGAGAAAGUGAAUUUGCAAAAUAACUGUAUUUUCGGAAAAAUUAUUAUAUGUCCUGAAAUUUUUGUUGUGCAUCUGGAAACAUUUUGGUAACCCCCCCCCUCUUCUAUCUAAUUUGUUUUCAUUAAGGUUGGUCUUCAUAUGGGGCUAUUCAUGUCCUGUUGGCCAUACCUUCAACCAUAUUAUGUAGUGUUUUAGUCUAUUUUAUGUAUGGUUGUAAAGUUAAUAAAUAAAUAAAUAAAUAAAUAUACAUCUUUUGAAAACAGGCGAGGGGUUAUUGCAUGCAUGUAUUUCUAGUUAUCAAGUUAUCAGUGAUUGUAAAAGUUGCAGAUAGUCUAAGUGUUUUGUUUUAUAUUAUUAUCAAGUUAUCAGUGAUCGCAAAACCUCCAAAUCCUUAAUUUCAAAAGCCCCGCCGGGGCUAAUGCAUUUAUCAUCGGCUUCCCCGGGGGUCGACCCCGAACCACCCAGGGACUUUUGUUAAGAGGAUGGAACAAAACAUUAACAAAGCCCCUGGGUACAGGGGAAAGUUUAAUGACAAAAAUCAUGUUACAUUUAGCCCCCUACCCCAGGGGCAAAAAAGCAAACAUAACAUCCCUAACAAAAACAAAAUAUUAUAUAACUGGAUACAAAAUACAGCAGAAAAGUAAACAAUGCACUUCACAUAUUCGCACGUGAAGGGCAUCGUACAUCUGGAUAUUCUUUCGUGAAACUUUGGCGAACCAAGUUUAUGUUGUUGCUACGGAAGAACCCAUAAAAGCUCUCUGCUGUGGAGUAAAUUGUGGCAUCGCCAUUUCAAAGUGUACGGGGUUUUAUACGAGAGAAUGCGUUUCAGCACAAACAACUCGAAAGCACAAAUUCCAUGGAAAUUCCCACGGAACUGUCAUGGGAGUAAAAAUGAAUUCAUAAUGAAGCAAGAACAGCACCAACAGAGAAAAAUGUAACGUUUUCAUAGGCUUUUCGGAGGAUUUGUACUCGGUAAAAUCCUGCCGGAAUUUUAUCAUAAAUGCAACAAAUAGCAAACUUUUCAUACAUGAACUCAAAUAAAGAAUACCGUUUGUCAUUUCCGUGCGCAAGCCAGUUUUAGGAGAGCAAAAUUUACUAUUUUCAAUUUUUUUUAUAUUUUCCAUAAUUUAAGAACUCAAGCAAUCCAUACAUAUAAAAAAUUACAUUUCAUGAACAGAAUUGUGGAAUGGAGAGCAAUUUCAAAAUUAUCUUACUUUUUUUGAUACACCCUGUAUAUCUCUAUUACAUUCAAGAAUGCUUAUAUUAUCUGUCACUCCUCGGUUUUCACCGCAUGAAAACUGCCCCAAACCUGACAGAGAACAACUAUUUUCCAUAAUAUAACUUUGAACACAAUUAACAUUAGUGUUUAUAUUUACCAAACAAUUUUCAUAAAUGACAGUUUGUAAAAGUAUAAACGCUUUUUCCUGUAGUAUGCAGUAUAAACAUGAAAGUGACCGCUCUCCUAGAACUGCAAUCCAAAAAUAGCUGCUUGUUUCUAUUCUUGUAAGAAAAAUAUACUAUUGUUAAAAAAAGAACCAGAGAAAAAAACGUAGAAAUAUAAUUCUCCUUGUCAUUUCCAGAAAAAGGAAAUAACUAAAACGCCUACCAUAACUAAAACGCCUACCAUAUUAUAUUCCUAUUAUAAUAAUUCGAGAUAGGGAAUUCCCCAACACUAUAUCAGCUAUUCGCCCCAUUCCAUAGCAACAUUUCUGUUUUUAUGGAACAUGUGUAAGCUUGGAAGCCUUAACAAACACGCAAAAACUAUAAACAUAACAUUACGAAGAGUUAUCAGGGAUUAUUUAGGAAUAGCUCGGGAAUUACAAAGAUAAGUUUUAAAUGGGCCGAAAACCCCAUAUGUAAACCAGGAGUUAAAUAUAGCACACAUACAUGGCAUUAUUUCUUCUCAGUGGCUCGUUUGCAGACAAAUUUUUUUUAGUUAUGACAAUAGGAGCCUUGCUUUUUAUUUAUUUAAUCCAUUAGAUCCACAUAGGUGCCACUUUGGAAAAAUGGCACUUCAGUUUUGAGUAAUUUUUAAUAUCUGCCCGCCAUCUUGAAAUCGUCGUCUCUUGGGAACUUUCAAAAAUAUCUAAAACGUAAAACACCGUCAGAAAUGUAGAGUGCCCAUCUAUGCUGCAAUAAGAAAAAAUCAUUGCGAACUCACGACUCCUGAAAUAGCAGACUCAGAAACUAACAACAAAUCAAUCUUGACUGAUAAUUUAAAACAGUUAAGGGAUGCUAAUCAUAAGAAAUGUUUAAUAGCUAGCUUAAAUGUAAACAGUCUACCGAACAAAUUUGUCGAAAUCAAAGAGUGGCUACGCUGUGGUGUUUUCGAUAUUCUCUCAAUUCAAGAAACAAAAAUUGAUAAAACCUUCCCAAAUUUGCAAUUUUACGUCGAAGGAUUUAAAUAUUUUCGUAGGGAUCAAAAGAAAGGCGGAGGCGGCAUUAUUGUCUACAUAAAAGAAAACAUUAUUGCACAAAAAAAGAAAAUUGCAUCCAAACAGCUCGAGACCAUUCUUCUUCAAUUACGCAUCGGACAGCGACAAUUUGCAUUAAUCAGCGCAUAUAAACCACCCUCGGUAGACAAUAACGCGUUCACCACUGGAUUAUCAAUGGUAUUAGAGAAGCGUUUCUAUUAAGCGAAAACAUUGUUUGCACUGGAGACUUGAAUUCUGAUUUAUUGCAGCCUCUGUCCAACAAUAAACAAGGGAAAUGCUUGCUGGAUAUUUGCGACAUUUACGAUUUAGAUUCUCUUAUUAAUAAACCAACGCGAGUAUCAGAAAAUCGAUCGUCUUGCCUUGACGUUAUUUUAACAAACGUGCCAGCAUUUAUGGGAGACUCUGAUGUUGUAGAAACAGGACUCAGCAAUCAUUACUUGGUAUAUACAGUUCUAAACAUAAAGCCUAUGCGACCUAAAUCAGAGCCCCUCAUUAAACGCUCGCUUAAAAAUUUCAAUCAGAAGGCGUUCCUUGAGGAUCUCAGUAAAGUACCAUUCACUACUGCUUACAUAUUUGACGACUCAGACGACGUUUAUUGGUGCUGGGAAACACUCUAUAAUCAGGUGCUUGAUGAUCAUGCUCCAAUAAGAAAGUUUUAUCGCCGGCCACGAAUAGCAUCAAAGUUUAUCACUGCAGAAACCCGAAAUGCCAUGAAAGAAAGGGACCGUUUAAAGAAAAAGUAUUAUAAAUCUAGAAACCCUACAGAUUGGAAGCAAUACCGCCAGAUCAGAAAUAAGGUAGUCAGCAUGCGAAGGGAAUCGGUCCAAGAGCAUUUCAGGAAACUCUGCGUAGACAAACACGGAAAUCAGAAAAAGUUCUGGAGCCUAUAAAACCGUACAUUAAUUCAAGGAAAAUUAAAAGCAAUAGUCGUAUUGUUAUUAAAGACAAUGAAAAGAUUAUUACUGACACGAAAGAAGUGUUGGAGAUAUUGAAUAAAUAUUUUUCGAGCGAUGCUUAUGUUCCAGACUCCGAUCAUGCAAAUGGACCUAUGCCAGACUUAAAUCACAUAGCUGAAAACGUUGUAAAUGUGCCAACAUUAUCACUGAAGGAAACUAAUUACGUAGAAGUUAGAGAGAUACUAGAAGAUGUUAAAAUAAAUAAAGCUACAGGAUACGACCUUAUCCCGCCUCAACUGGUGAAAGAGUCAGCUGAAGUGCUUUGCUAUCCCCUGAGCACACUAAUUAACUAUAUUCUGGGCAAUGGAAAAAUCCCUCAGCAAUGGAAAUCCGGCGAAAUAACACCUGAACUGAGCAAAAUUAACUAUAGACCUUUAACGAUUUUGCCUUCCCUCUCUAAGGUAUUUGAGAAGAUAGUAGAGCUGAGAAUGAGCCCUCAUUUUGAGAAAAUAUACCACAAAUACGUUUUUGCGUAUAGAAAACAUCACGGAUGUGAUACAGCUAUUCUAUCCUUGACAGAAGAAUGGAAGAAGGAACUCGACAAUCACAAGGUGAUUGGUCUUGUGGCGAUGGAUCUUUCAAAAGCUUUUGACACACUGCCACACGACUCCAUCCUUGGCAGACUGCUUUUCAAUAUUUUUAUGAAUGACCUUGCAUAUGUUAUCAAACACAGCAAAUUAUCAGCUUACGCGGACGACACACAGAUCUCCUAUGCAGAUAAAGACCCUGCAAAAGUGGAAGAAGUCGUUAACUCUGAUUUAGCCAAAGUUGACCAGUGGUAUAAAGAAAAUAGAAUGCAAAGAAAUCUCUCCAAGUACCAAGCAAUCGUAAUGGGAAAACCAAAAGCCAAUCUUGAAUUUCGCUGUGAAAACACAACCAUUCCCAACUGCGAGGAAAUGGAACUUCUUGGGGUCACUAUGGAUAACAAGCUGAAAUUUGAAAAACAUGUAGCAAAAAUAUGCCGGAAAGUGUCUCAACAAACUGCAGUUUUAAAGCGUAUGAGAAAUAUACUCCCAUUCGAAAUAAGAUCUAACAUUUAUACGUGCUUUAUCGCACCGCAUUUCAGGUACUGUUCUGAAACCUGGCAUUUUUGUAACAAGAUCACAGCUGACAAGUUGGAGAAAGUGAACGAACGUGCGAUCCGCUUUGUUUUCAAGGACAGGUACGCACCCUACGAGGAACUUCUCGCAAAAUUGGGACUCUCAACUUUGAGGCACGAACGAAUUAAAAAAAUUAUUUGUAAUGUGUAUAGAUCAUUAAAUCACAGCAACUAUCCAGCGAGCUUAAAGGAAUUACUCAAUCUAAGGCAAAGCAAAUAUUCAUUGAGAGGAAAACAUAUUCUUCAAAUUCCAAAGGUGAAUACCACAACUUAUGGGCUGAAAUCCUGGCGAUACCAGGCAGCAAAACUAUGGAAUUCGCUUCCUGACACUGCUAGAGCCACAGAAAACUACGAAAUGUUUUCAAACAGUAUUAGUUUAAACGACAUUAGAAUCUUAGACAAUCUACAGUAA
This is a messenger RNA of Paramuricea clavata, 14469 nucleotides long. NCBI's taxonomy places the organism in Eukaryota, Metazoa, Cnidaria, Anthozoa, Malacalcyonacea, Plexauridae. The record is from the annotation of a GenBank genome assembly.